This is a messenger RNA of Letharia lupina, 1161 nucleotides long. RefSeq lists its product as uncharacterized. The record is from RefSeq and is a predicted model, not a curated record. The transcript has a single exon. NCBI's taxonomy places the organism in Eukaryota, Fungi, Ascomycota, Lecanoromycetes, Lecanorales, Parmeliaceae. Bases 1 to 1161 code for a protein of 386 amino acids.
AUGGAGAUGAGCUUAGACAUAUUACCCAAUGCGGACGACAAUCGAGCUAGAGACCUGGAAGUCAUACACCUCAACAGGAUGAGCUCAAAUAUAUCAUCCAGUGCAGACCAGAACAAGGCUCGCGGUGUGCAGCAAACGCCUCGAGAUGCCCUUAACAAUAAAAUAGAUGAGCUGGAGCAAAGGCUAGCUGCCCUGACCGCCGACAUUUCUCCUUCAAGGUCAUCCAAUGCCAGCUUCAGAACCGCACAAGAGCAGACGUCACCCACACCACUCUCUCAAAACGCUCUGGGAAAGCGUAAGGAACAGGACUCGCCGAAGAGGCCAAAUCCAGUCUCGUUUCCACCUCGGAGCAGUAGACGUCAGAGUUACACCAACACACAAGCGUCUUCCCGCCCUACAACAUCGCAUCGAGCCUCUACCAGACCAUCCACCAGACGCAAUUCCACAGCGCCGACUUCGCAGGUCCCUUCAGCCUCUUCGUCCAGACGCGAAGGUCGAGCGCCGACAACGACUCGUCCGUCGGCCUCUUCUUCCAGGCGCUCUUCGUUCAGGGUCAAUCAGCCAGCUAGCACUCAGACUAGUCGACCUGCUCGACUUAAUCCAAGGAACAACACUACUUGGCCUCCUCCUACAGUCCUUCGUGACGGGAAACAGGCUCUCCAGUCCCUCCGAGCAUUCUCAGACCUCCGCGAUGACGUUUACUCUGCCAUGCAAGCCGAAGAGCGUCUGAAAUCAAGCAGCCUACCUACCCUUCCGCGCCCUACAACAGCAGACACAACGGCCGCCUCAUCGGUCUCGGCAGCAAAUGAUGUGGGCACGGGAAGCUCGCAGGACCGUCACGAAUACUCAAAUCACGUCCCAGCCGCCAACAUCGACUGGACUUCAGCAUCCACCCGCCGCCGCGAGUACGAGAAGAUCGACCAAGCACGCAGCGGCUUGCGCGGCUUCAUACGACGCGUCACCCCGCGUAUCUUGCGGCGGAAGACUGGUCGAGUCGGCUUUCAUGAUGAUGGCAAAGGUAGCGAUGCGGGGACGGUGAGGCGGUUCAGGAUGGAUGUGGCGGAUGGGGAUAGUGCUGUUGACGAAAGUGCCAAGAGCCACUGGUGGAAGUUCGGCAAGAAGAAGGCGAAAGGGAAGGGCACGUCGUCCACAGAGCUAUGA